AACUUCACUUUGAAUCCAGGGAUCAAGACCUGGUCAAAAGCUGCUGACAAGUGGCCUUAUGAGUGUAGCAACUGUCUGAGUGAAUUACUGCAAGCACAACCAUGCAGUGGAGACGACGGCACUGCUGUACACACACAGCUAAACUUCUCUAUCUCCUCUCACUGUUGGGUGUACUGGUUUUUCUGGUUCACCAGGUGUGGCUGCCAAGGUUCACAGGUAUGCCAUGGUGGAGAAGCCAUCCAGUGGUGUAUGGAGGUGGUGGACUUCAUACCACUAAAGCCAAACUGAACACGAGCUCCCAACAUUCAAUGUGGAGGUUUGUCAUUGUUCCUCAGCCGACUUUCAGGGCUGAUGCUAACAGCUCCCACGAAAAAGAUGGUGUCGCCUCUCCUCAAGCAGACCCAAGCUUUGGAAACAAUGUGGCAACCAACACAAGCCAAAGUGAGGAGGGAGACGUUAGUGGCACAAUAACUCACGGGCCUUUCCCUUAUAUCAUCAAUGAGCCAGACAAAUGUGUAGAGAGCAGACCCGUGCCAUUUCUGGUGAUGCUGAUAGCCACCGAGGCUCGGAAGGUGGAGGCAAGGAAUGCCAUACGUCAGACAUGGGGGAAUGAGAGUGUUGCCCUGGCUCUGGGAUUCAUCCGGCUCUUCAUGCUUGGGAAAAAUGAGGGAGAGCUAGGACUAUUACAACAAAGGAUGCUAGAAGCAGAGAGCCAAAGGCAUCAUGACAUCAUUCAGCAGGACUUUCUGGAUUCCUACAAAAACCUGACCAUAAAGACGCUGAUGGGAAUGAACUGGGUGGCAAUGCACUGCCCACGGGCCAGCUACGUCAUGAAGACGGACAGCGACAUGUUUGUCAACACAGAGUACCUCAUUUAUAAGCUACUCAGGCCAGAACAGAAGCCCAAGAAGAACUACUUCACAGGCAAUAACAUGAGAGGCUUUGCACCCAACAGAAAUAAAAACAGCAAGUGGUACAUGCCCCCAGAGUUGUACCCAAGUGAGAAGUAUCCAACCUUCUGCUCUGGGACUGGUUAUGUCUUCUCUGGAGACUUGGCGAGGAAAAUUUACAGAGCAUCUCUAAGUAUCCGCCACCUGCAUCUGGAAGAUGUGUAUGUGGGAAUAUGCCUGGCCAAGCUCCGGAUCGAGCCCACGCCACCACCCAACGAGUUCCUAUUCAACCACUGGCGAGUGUCUUACUCCAGCUGCAAGUACAGCCAUCUGAUAACCUCGCAUGGGUUUCAUCCCAAUGAACUACUUAAAUAUUGGCAUCACCUGCAAAGCACCAAACGCAGUGCCUGCAUAAACACAUUUAAAGACAGAGUAGGCAGGGCGCACUCAAACAGAAUGAAUGGAAGGAGACAAGCUUAAUAACUGAAGCUUUUACACUCACAAACUCUAUAUGAGGUACAAACCAUUUUUAUCUCAGCACAUUCUCUUCUCAACUUGAUAUGAAGGGAUUAAUCCACACUUUUUCCGUAUGGGAACUCAAUACAAACACUGCAUAAAUGUGUAAAAAUCGAUGGAAGUUCUCCAAUAUUAUUGCCAAUUUUGUACAAAAGAGAUGAAAACUGUUUCUAUGUCUGAGUCAAACCACUGGAGGGUUUAUGUGCACAGUUCUAUUUUACAAAAGAAUAAGCAGCGUGUCCACAAAAGUGACUUUUUUGUAAUUAUGUAAGUUCUAUUAUACAGCGGGGACCCUACUGUAUGUCUUUUAUAUAUGCGGAUACAAACUCAAAACCUGAGUUGACAAGGUACAGUGCCAACACACAUGUCAACAUGUGUAUCAAAUAGUCAGGGAAGUCAUUUUAAAAGAGGUUAGUUUCAACAUGAAGUCAAUGGUAACAGACUGAGAUUGUGGCAGAUUGACAACAAAUGUGGGACCAGCCACUUGUUAUGUAGCAAAUGAGCCAAAUAUGAUACAACACGUUUUUUUGGUAAUUGCAAUUGAAAAAGCACAUUUGAGGACUUAAUGAAGCACAACAGUUUCCCGUUACUUGAGUGAGGUGCUGUUGUGACAUAAUUGUAAAUGAUGACGCCCCUCCAAAGACAAUCUCUAAAAGUCAUUAUGGAAAAAUCUUUCCUGUCUGUGAUUUACGCUGAUUCUCUUUGACGUGGUCAAAUAGAAUUAGAAAGACCAGCAUCUUUUGUUUAUAGUUUACAUAUUUUAAAUCACUCUUACUGAUCUGCUUGAGAAUCAAAAGCACAUGAGAGCAUGCCAUUUGACUGAUGCUGUGAGCUACGACACAGCAAUAAUCACAGAGAUCAUAUCUUAUACAAAUGUGUUUUUACUGUCUAAAAACACAGAGGCUUCAGUAAAUAAGUCACACUGCAGCUAUGUUUAGCAGCCGUUCCAGCAAAUACCAAUCAUUAAAAAAAGACUCUUUCCGGAUGUGUGCAAAGUGAAGUUCAUGCAUGUAGUGCAGCUCUUUGUUAAGUCUUCAGCAAAACAAGAAGCUCUAU
Molecule: messenger RNA, 2462 nt
Organism: Seriola dumerili (greater amberjack)
Lineage: Eukaryota; Metazoa; Chordata; Actinopteri; Carangiformes; Carangidae
Product: beta-1,3-galactosyltransferase 2-like
Exons: 1
Coding region: 102-1370 (422 amino acids)
Cellular component (GO): membrane
Molecular function (GO): N-acetyl-beta-D-glucosaminide beta-(1,3)-galactosyltransferase activity
Source: RefSeq, a predicted model, not a curated record